Messenger RNA from Bolinopsis microptera, 1650 nucleotides. RefSeq names its product phosphatidylinositol-glycan biosynthesis class W protein-like. The transcript has a single exon. The record is from RefSeq and is a predicted model, not a curated record. Bases 13 to 1479 code for a protein of 488 amino acids. Lineage: Eukaryota; Metazoa; Ctenophora; Tentaculata; Lobata; Bolinopsidae. Gene Ontology annotation, molecular function: glucosaminyl-phosphatidylinositol O-acyltransferase activity. Gene Ontology annotation, cellular component: membrane; endoplasmic reticulum. Gene Ontology annotation, biological process: GPI anchor biosynthetic process; protein localization to plasma membrane.
GUGUCAAAGACAAUGGCGGCAGUAGAUUUGGCUGAACUCCAAUUUCUUGAAGAAACAAGAAGCAGUCAUCCUAGUUGGCUGUCAUCAGAAGAUUCUGUCCUUGAUGUGGCAAUCACAACUUUGAUUGGGCCACUUUGUUUGUUACUCAGAAGUUUUGUGAGAUCAAAAUUAAAUCCAAAGACACUUCUUGGAGAAUUCUUUGUGGACUGCAUCUGCCUACUGGGUCCAAUUGUCAUUUCCUUUACUGUUUUUUCAAAUUCUGCUUUCAGGCUAUCAAUAGUAAUAAUGAUUGUUACUUUUUGUAUUGCCUAUGCUUCUGAUGCUGAACCAAUUAUUUCAAUCAACCAGAAAUAUCCCCUUCACUUGUUUGGAAUGCCCUUCCUGAACACUUACAGAGCUCUUGUCAACUUAUGUACAAUAAUUGUCAUUUUGGCUGUUGAUUUCUCCACAAUAUUCCCACAAAGAUUUCAUAAAAGAUACACAAAUGGUUUCUCAUUGAUGGACACUGGUGUAGGGUCCUUUAUAUUUUCCCAUGCACUUGUUGCUCCUGAAUCACGAUAUGAGAUUAUAACAGAGUCUAAAAUAAAAAGAUUAUGGGGAUGUUUGAUAUCAUCAUCAAUGUUGAUAGUACUUGGGUGUGGCAGACUGUUUGUGACAUGGCUGACCGAUUACUCUGUUUCUGAGGAAGAAUACGGGAAACAUUGGAAUUUCUUCUUCACCCUAGCUUCUGUUAAACUUCUAACAACCAUCAUAUAUUGUGCUCUGCCAGCAUCUUGGACAAAAUAUUCCUGGAAGAUAGCUGCCAUAUUAGGUGUUGGUUACCAGUGCCUUCUCUCUCUAACCAACCUUAAAGAUUGGAUGAUAAUAGGGGACAAUAAAGAUGGCUCCUACUCUGGUGGUUUUGUUCAUUCCAAUCGUCCUGGCUUGUUCUCCUCACUUGGUUAUUGCUCGCUCUACAUGUUUGGCGUGCAAAUUGGCAGAUUGAUAUUUGCAGAUAAAAGCCGUUGGAUUGAUCAUGCUAAGUGUUUCGAGAAACUUGCUCUGAUAGCUGCAUCAAGUGGAUUUAUUACUUGGCUUCUUCAUACACACAUUGAUAGGUCAAGCCGCAUGAUCGCCAAUCUAACAUUUGUCAUAUGGCAGGUCUGUCAUAACACCAUUCUCCUUCUGUCAUCCUAUGUUGUGGAUCUUAUAUGUGCCAUGUACUCAACUCCAGAGAAACCACUCAUACCCGGACAGUGUGAACAUUGUUCUGACAGAAAAUCCCGCUCAAACUGCUGCUGCUUGCUCUCCGCUGUAAACAAGAACCAACUGUUCUUUUUCCUGAUCGGUAAUGUCCUCACUGGAGUGGUUAACUUGGCAAUAAAAACUGGGUCCGUUGAUACAGUCCCUGCUCUUGGAGCAUUGUUUUUGUAUGGAACUACUGUUUGUGGGCUUACUUGCUUACUGUUUGUAUUCAAUAUUAGCACUAAGUUUUGGUAACCUAACAAUUUGUUCAGGAAAAUCUCUUUUAAAGUUUUAACUUUCUUCUCUUUUGAACUUGAUUGUAUUAUUUACCAGUAAAGCCUCUUCACUAUGAUCAUUUUAUUCACAUGUGUAAUCUGUACUUAGCUUAGUAGUAGAUUUUGUUAUAGUCGCGAUUUUCAAUAUUGC